AGCAGCAUCCAUGGGCUGCCUUUCGGGUUAACACUUGUCUCCUGUGGUUUCUGCAGCGCCGACAGCCGACCUCAGCAGCAGCAGCCUUGGGAGGACUUAGCUGGGACCUGGAUUCCUAACCCUCCUGUGUUUUUUCUCGGACUCCUUGGAAAUUAAGGAAUGCAAUUCUGCCACCAUGAUGGAAGGAUUGAAAAAACGUACAAGGAAGGCCUUUGGAAUACGGAAGAAAGAAAAGGACACUGAUUCUACAGGUUCACCAGAUAGAGAUGGAAUUAAGAAAAGCAAUGGGGCGCCAAAUGGAUUCUAUGCAGAAAUUGAUUGGGAAAGAUAUAACUCACCUGAGCUGGAUGAAGAAGGCUACAGCAUCAGACCUGAAGAACCCGGCUCUACCAAAGGAAAGCACUUUUACUCUUCAAGCGAAUCAGAAGAGGAAGAAGAGUCACACAAGAAAUUUAAUAUCAAGAUUAAACCAUUGCAAUCUAAAGACAUUCUUAAGAAUGCUGCUACCGUAGAUGAACUGAAGGCGUCGAUAGGCAACAUUGCGCUUUCCCCUUCACCGGUGAGGAAAAGUCCGAGGCGCAGCCCGGGUGCAAUUAAAAGGAACUUAUCCAGUGAAGAAGUGGCAAGGCCUAGGCGUUCCACACCAACUCCAGAACUUAUAAGCAAAAAGCCUCCAGAUGACACCACAGCUCUUGCUCCCCUCUUUGGCCCACCAUUAGAAUCAGCUUUUGAUGAGCAGAAGACAGAAGUUCUUUUAGAUCAGCCUGAGAUAUGGGGUGCAGGCCAACCAAUUAAUCCAAGCUUGGAGUCGCCAAAGUUAACAAGGCCUUUUCCCACUGGAACACCUCCACCUCUGCCUCCAAAAAAUGUACCAGCCACCCCACCCCGAACAGGCUCCCCCUUAACAGUCGGACCAGGAAAUGAGCAAUCAGCCACAGAGGUCAAACUUGAAAAACUACCAUCCAUCAAUGAUUUGGACAGCAUUUUUGGCCCAGUUUUGUCCCCCAAGUCCGUUGCUAUCAAUGCUGAAGAAAAGUGGGUCCAUUUUUCCGACACAUCCCCGGAACAUGUCACUCCAGACUUGACUCCAAGGGAAAAGGUGGUAUCCCCACCAGCUGCAUCAGACAACUCAGCCGACUCCCCAACUCCAGGCCCUCCUGGCCCCCCGGGACCCCCAGGCCCCCCAGGGCCACCUGGUCCUCCUCGCAAUGUACCAUCGCCGCUCAAUUUAGAAGAAGUCCAGAAGAAAGUGGCUGAGCAGACCUUCAUUAAAGACGAUUACUUAGAAACAAUCUCAUCUCCUAAAGAUUUUGGGUUGGGACAGAGAGCAACUCCACCUCCCCCACCGCCACCCACCUACAGAACUGUGGUUUCAUCCCCUGGACCUGGCUCGGGCAGUGGUGCAGGGACCACCAGUGGUGCAUCAUCCCCCGCUCGGCCAGCCACCCCUUUGGUGCCCUGCAGCAGUACCACUCCUCCUCCACCUCCUCCCCGACCUCCGUCUCGGCCAAAGCUGCCUCCGGGAAAGCCUGGAGUCGGAGAUGUGUCCAGACCUUUUAGCCCUCCCAUUCAUUCUUCCAGCCCUCCUCCGAUAGCACCCCUAGCCCGGGCUGAAAGCACUUCUUCAAUAUCGUCAACCAAUUCUUUGAGUGCAGCCACCACUCCCACAGUUGUGUCAGAAGAUGAUGUUUUUUCUGACAAACUGCCCUCGUUUGAAAGGCGCUGUGAGACGCCUGCAGAGAAUGAACAGCCUUCCCUCGUUUGGUUUGACAGAGGAAAGUUUUAUUUGACUUUUGAAGGUUCCUCCAGGGGACCCAGCCCCCUAACCAUGGGAGCCCAGGACACCCUCCCUGUUGCAGCAGCCUUCACAGAAACGGUCAAUGCCUACUUCAAAGGAGCAGAUCCAAGCAAAUGCAUCGUUAAGAUAACUGGAGAGAUGGUGCUGUCCUUCCCAGCCGGCAUCACCAGACACUUUGCCAACAACCCAUCCCCAGCGGCUCUGACUUUCCGGGUGGUAAACUUCAGCAGGUUAGAACACGUCCUGCCAAAUCCCCAACUUCUCUGCUGUGAUAACACACAAAGUGAUGCCAAUAGCAAAGAAUUCUGGGUAAACAUGCCAAACUUGAUGACUCACCUAAAGAAAGUAUCUGAACAAAAACCCCAGGCUACGUAUUACAAUGUGGACAUGCUCAAAUAUCAGGUGUCAGCCCAGGGCAUUCAGUCCACGCCUCUGAACCUGGCGGUGAACUGGCGGUGUGAGCCGGCAAGCACUGACCUGCGCAUAGAUUACAAGUACAACACGGAUGCAAUGAGCACGGCCGUGGCCCUCAACAACGUGCAGUUCCUGGUCCCCAUAGACGGGGGAGUAACCAAGCUCCAGGCCGUGCUCCCGCCGGCUGUCUGGAAUGCGGAACAACAAAGAAUAUUGUGGAAGAUUCCUGAUAUCUCUCAGAAAUCAGAAAAUGGGGGGGUGGGUUCUUUAUUAGCAAGAUUUCAGUUAUCUGAAGGCCCAAGUAAACCUUCCCCAUUGGUUGUACAAUUCACCAGUGAAGGAAGCACUCUUUCUGGCUGUGACAUUGAACUUGUUGGAGCAGGGUAUCGAUUUUCACUUAUCAAGAAAAGAUUUGCUGCAGGGAAAUACUUGGCAGAUAACUAAUAAAACCUUAUACAAGGAUUUGGAGGAUCCAUUUAAUGAAGAACUGUUGUAUGAGAAACAGGUUUUAAUUUUGGUUUGGUGCAAACAAACCAGG
Molecule: messenger RNA, 2750 nt
Organism: Lepus europaeus (European hare)
Lineage: Eukaryota; Metazoa; Chordata; Mammalia; Lagomorpha; Leporidae
Gene: SGIP1
Product: SH3GL interacting endocytic adaptor 1
Exons: 25
Coding region: 176-2656 (826 amino acids)
Biological process (GO): clathrin-dependent endocytosis; clathrin coat assembly
Cellular component (GO): clathrin-coated pit; clathrin-coated vesicle; plasma membrane
Source: RefSeq, a predicted model, not a curated record